Molecule: messenger RNA, 7344 nt
Organism: Coregonus sp. 'balchen'
Lineage: Eukaryota; Metazoa; Chordata; Actinopteri; Salmoniformes; Salmonidae
Source: the annotation of a GenBank genome assembly
AGACCUCCUCUAAAGAUGGCGACCGCCUACGAGAGCUUCAACCUGUAAGUCUUGAAAAUAUAUAUCGUUUUCAGUCUUUUAUUUUCAAAAGCUAGCUACUACAACUUUUCUGGAAAAAAUGCCAUAUUGUCGUAGGUGUAAGACUAGCGUUAGCUAGCAUAUGAUAAGCUAGCUAGCUAACAUUCAACUGCAAUUACUGGCUGCAGUCAUUCGUAUGCGGGAUUUGUUUCAGUUUACAGUACUGUAACUAGCUUACAGUUAUGUCAAGGAUGUGUAGUUGUGUUGUCUGUAACAGUACUUAUCGAGCUAUCUGCCUUUCGAUUGAAUGAGUGGUAGAAUGCAAUCGAUCUGGUUGAUGAAGCAGCUAAAUAGCUAGAAAAUACAGUUAGCUUAGCUGUUAACGUUAGUUAGCCUGAGCCAGCUAGCGAGUAGCUAGUAUGUGUGAGCUGGUGGUGACGUUAGCCACUAACUAAGUUGAGCUUUGCCAAAUCAAGCCAAUGUUUUCCCUAUGUAUAAGGCGCGGUUCACAAUGCCAGAUGUUCGUCUACCAAGGUCACUGAUUUUGUAUCUCCAUCCUCUGUGCCCACUCUCCCCCCAUAGGCAUACUACCCCAGAGAAGUUUUACAUUGAGGCUUGUGAUGACGGCUCCAAUGAUGUCCUGUCCAUUGACAGGGUGUCCACAGAAAUGAUCCUCACCGGUAUGUUGAGUAGGCCUAUGUUAGACUGUGUGUGUUAUCGUGGCAUGAUGCUGUCUUAUGCUGACCAAAGUCAAUGGUGGUUUGUGAUCAUAAAGGCAAUAAAAAAAUGAUGUGGCUCAGUUGGUAGAGCAUGGUGCUUGCAACGGCAGGGUUGUGGGUUUGAUUCCCAUGGGGGACCAGUAUGAAAAUGUAUGCACUCACUAAGUCGCUCUGGAUAAGAGUGUCUGCUAUAUGACUAAAAUGUAAAAAAUGAUGAUGAUUUGUCCCUCUAGUGAGGAAGGACAUUCCUCCCCAUGCGGUCACCAGGCCAAUAUGUGGCAUCAUGGGAACUAUCCGUUUGGUGGCAGGUAGGUUCAGUCUUACACUCUGUCAACAAGAGUCAGUUCAGACUCUCCAGUAAAAUUGUCCAUUGAGAAGACUUUACCUGUGUUACACAGUGUUUACUUUAGUGACACCUGUGCCCCUCUGCCUACCCUCCCCAGGCACGUACCUCAUCAUUAUCACAAAGAAGAAGAAGGUGGGUGACCUGUUGGGCCAUGCCAUGUGGAAGGCUAUGGACUUUGACGUUAUCUCCUACAAGAAGACUGUGCUGCACCUGACAGACAACCAGGUAGGGAGGUGUGAGUUGGGGCCCCAGUGCCAGCCCACAAGUCCACAGUCAUGUAGAGCCUGGGUGCAUUUCAGGCCAAGGGCGUUUCACAAUGAUUCCUUGUUAAUGACAGUGGGUUGUUUUGAUGUGGAUGCUGACGAGUCGAAACCCUAGCCUGAUACUCUGGGUUAUUUUUCUAAGAUUAGCUAGCUGCUGAAGUCACUUGCCUUCGCUACUGUAUGUGACCAAAACGAAAGAAGCAUAAUGAACUGAGAAUGCUAGGCAUCUGAGCUGACAUAGAUGCCCUGUGUUGAAUUGGCUAUGGAGCCGGUCAACGACAGACAGUGUGUCUGUAGACAGUCAAGUGUAUGUGAAGGGCAAAGCUGUCUGUCAGUCAGAGAACGAGACCUCUUCUCACAGACAGAACAAGUACUGCUUUCAGACAGUGUCAUCAUCAUGUAGCUGUUACAAGAACACUCUGUUCUGUCCCCAAGUCUAGACAAGUGUGUCUCUAUUAGUGGGCAUCUCUAUGUUGGCUUCUAGUUGCAAUACUGGUGGAGGAGAUGUUAUUUUAUAUAUAUAUAUAUAUAUAUAUCAAUUUAGAUUCCUUGUAUAUAUUAUUUUAUACAAAUAGUGGUAAUCCGAUACUGUCUAACCAUGGGUCCACCUAAUUUCUGUUUUGCUUUCCUUCUUCAACCUGCCUCCUGAGCACUCACCUUCGACCUCUUUUCUUUCCUUCUUCAAUCUGCCUCCUGACCUAUCUUUGACCUCUGACCCCAUCAGAUGCAGGACAACAAAGCCUUCUUGUCCAUGAUCAACAGUGUUCUGCUCACAGACGGCUUCUACUUUGCCACAGACUACGACCUGACCCACACUCUGCAGAGACUGGCCAACACCAGCCCUGAGUUCCAGGAGAUGAGCCUGCUGGAAAGGGUGAGAGAAUGAGUGGAUGGAAAGAGAGAUAUAGAGGGAGGAAAAUAGUGUAAAAACUUGUUUCCAUUUGAAGAUACUCAUUAAAACACGAGUAAUGUGUUUGUACUUGUGUCCUAUACAGAUGCAGACAUUUCCUAUGCAGGGCAUGCGGAAACACGUCGAAUGGUAUUAUAAAGAUGUGUUGUUUUCUUGCCCUCGUUUCUAGGCAGACCAACGGUUUGUGUGGAAUGGUCACCUGUUGAGAGAAUUCAUGGCACAGCCAGAGGUAAGGACAGAAAUGACACAUGUUAACCACUUUUGGUAAAUAUAAAAUGAAUGCGCUCCAGUACAGGUCUUAUGAUCUUUCUAAACUGCAUUGUCUCUGAUCUUCUCUUGACAGCUGCACAGGUUUGCUUACCCAGUUGUCCAUGGCUGUAUCCUUUCAUGUUUUUGUUGUUGUUGCAAACUCCAGAUGAAGACUUUUCCCGCUCUUCAGUUCUCAUAAACAGGAAGACCUCAUUACCACUUCUUGUAAGACAACAAAUAUUGCCCAUGUGAGAUAUGUAAUUCACGUGGCGGUUGUUUAGAGUGACUGAACUGUUAAACAGCAUUGCAGUUUAAACCCUGUAAUCUGUAAUUGGUUGGAAAUCUACCCUUGAUGUGAUCAGUUGCACGUGUGCACAACACACUAGAUCACAUGGUCAUUUUCACAUUCAUAUUUCCCCUUGAUCCUUGGGGUUUAGCUGUCUGAGUGGCUUGGAUGUAAAGCAGCUAUUGAUUACACUGGAUUAGUCUUGUCAUUCUUUUCCCUGAGAAAAACUUGGAAAACUGUUUGACAGACCAUGUAUAUCAGUAGAAGUGAACUUGCGGUUUGCUCCUUAAGCCACAAGGGGGAGCUAGAGAUUCAUAUAGGUCGUAUUAAAAUUGGGAAAUUAGGGAUAUUGUAUUUACAGACAAUGUAAAGUGGAUCCAUUGACAUAAUAUGAUGAAGCCCACAUUUCUAAGCAUCACAACACUCCCAACUCCAAAGCAUUUUCUGAAAAGGAGGCAGAGAAAGGUUGAAUUCAGAAGGUAAAGUUAGGCUUUAAAGGUUAAGACUGUGCUAUCCCUAACCACGUGUUGUCCAGUCAUCAUUAUGAAGUCCUGCUGCAUCAAUGGGAAGAUCUUUGACUGGAACAUCAUCUCCAGGCGGAGCUGCUUCAGGGCUGGAGUACGCUACUACGUCAGAGGUGACUGACUCCACAUCCACCAGCAUGUCUAACUGGAGCUUUCUGACUAGAGCAGGGAUGAUGGACAAUCUUUUCCACAGUGGACCGGUGUGGGUGCAGAGGUUUUUGUUCCAGCCAAACAGUAAUACAUACAUCUGAGUCAAAUAUGCUCAGUUUACACAAGCAGCCCAAUUCUGUUAUUUUUGUCACUAAUUGGCCUUUUGACCAAUCACAUCAGCUCUGAAAAAGAUCUGAUGCGAAAAGAUCUGAUGUGAUUGGUCAAAAGAUCAGUUAGUGUAAAAAAUAUCAGAAUUGGGCUGCCUGUGUAAACACAGCCUUAGUCAACUAGUCAGUCCCCGGCUAGUACAUUUGGUUCCUGUUGAAGUUGUGGGAACAUACGUUUUUGGUUUCCCAUUGGUUCUGGGAACGAAGCCAUACGUUUCCUGAUCGGUAAAACUGAGCGUUUUUUUUUUUACGUUCUGAGAACGGAAGUAAAAAUGUUGCCUGUUAUGGGAAGAUACAUUUUUUGUUUGCAGGGAGGUUCUGCGAACGUUUUACUAUGGUUCCCUGAAAGUUUUCCUGGGAGGUUUUAUUAACGUGAUGAGAAUGGAAAUUAUAGGUUAUUUGAAGGUAAUUAAAUAACGUUCUGAGCAAAUGUUUCAAUAAGACUUUUAACACUGCGAUCUUAGUUUGGGUUAACUGUUUUUAGCACAGAUAGGACACAUGGAAAUUAAUAUGCUUAGGCAUUAAUUAUGCAAACACUUUUCUUUUUUUAUUGUGGCAUGGUGUCAGGGAGAUUUGAACCUAUGCUGUUCCGUUCUCGAUCCAUGUAAUUAGUCCACUGCGCCACCAGGAUGGAGCUAGUGUGCCAUAUAUUUUUUUACAAAUACAGAGCUGUUCAUUUUAGUCUAUAAUUAAUAUUAUUCGCAAUGUCAAACCACUUGGAGAACAUUCCUAGGACAUUACAAACAUUAAAAUGCAAUGUAACCAUGUUUGAACUUUUAGGAAAUGUUCUGUUAAAGUAAUGAAAUACCAAGUAAAGAAGGUUUUUUUUUUUUGUCAAGUUCCUUAAAUGUGCUGAGAAUGUUCCAAAGCCAAGCGACUAUCCUGCACCAUUCCCAGAAAGUUGUGGGAAGGUUGUUUGCAAAAUAACCAUAGGACAACCACACUCUCAUCAAGCUCUAAGAAAUAUGAUUCUCAGAACCUUAUAUGCUAGCUGGGUCUUCAAUCAAUAUUUUGAUUAGUGGAAUCAGGUGUUUUACAGCUGGUUGGAACGAAACCCUGCACACACACCAGCCCUUUGCAGAUAAUAUUGGCCUGUCCACUUCUUAUAUGUUUACUGUCAAACAUUCCUCACUCUGACCACUCAGACGGAUGAUUACAUAAUGUCUAUUUGGUCCCUCAGGCAUCGACUCAGAGGGUCAUGCAGCUAACUUUGUGGAGACAGAGCAGAUUGUCCAGUACAACGGGGGCAAGGCCUCAUUCGUACAGACCCGAGGCUCCAUCCCCUUCUACUGGUCCCAAAGACCGAACCUCAAGUACAAACCAAAACCUCAGAUCAGCAAAACCAUCGACCAUGUAAGCUACCUGUUACAAUAUUCAUAUAAUUUUAAAUGAUAUUUCAUAUUCAAAUGUAAAAACAUUUUAAUGCACAGUAGUAGUAAUUUAAUUACAGUAGAGGUAUGUGAUAUUGAGUAUUACUAUACUGAGUCAUAAAUUCUUUCUUACCUUUACUGUCCUGCUUUCACAGCUGGAUGGCUUCCAAAGGCAUUUUGACUCGCAGAUCAUCAUUUAUGGAAAGCAAGUGAUUUUAAAUCUGAUCGACCAGAAAGGCUCAGAGAAGCAGUUGGAACAGGCCUUUGACAAAAUGGUGUCCAGCUUGGGCAACGGCAUGGUUAAGUAAGGACUAUAGCUUUUCCCCAUCGUUCAUUCUGAUCCCACUAUGCACGUCUUCUUCUAACAUCAUCCAUGUCUUUUUUUUAGGGGUUAACGUUCUGUCUAAAGGCAUGGAACUCCAUAUAACCCCUUAAAGAAAAUUAUUUAGUUGGAUUUUACAUAACUUUUCUCCCUGUACUGUGCACCUCUAGGUACAUAGCGUUUGACUUCCACAAGGAAUGCAGUCGGAUGAGGUGGCAUCGCCUGCAGAUCUUAGUCGAUAUGGUGACAGAGAUGCAAGAUGAGUAUGGGUAAGUAUUUAGUCUAUGUUAUUCUGUGUUUGUGUACUUUGUUUUUUGGGGGGUGUUCAUCUCUGUCUGUGGUUUGCUGAUUUGUUUUGUUUUUGUGACAAAUGUUAUUGUAAAAAGAGCUAUAUUUAGGAAUCAAAUUGUUUGAUUGGUUGAGUUGAUUGGUUGGUCAGGUACUUCCUGGUUGAUGUGGAUGGGAACGUUCUGGUGCAACAGGAAGGGAUGUUCCGCAGUAACUGCAUGGACUGUCUGGACCGUACCAACGUCAUCCAGAGUCUGCUGGCACGACGCUCACUGCAGUCACAGCUGGAGGUGGGAACCACCAAUCAGACACGCCCACACUGACUAGACACGCCCAUUACAUAUAGACACUCCCACUAGUUCUAGACACUCUUACCACAUCCAUCUAGACCACUGGUGUCAAACUCAUUCCAUGAAGGGCCAAGUGGCAGUGGGUUUUCUCUUCCCUUGUAUUUGAUUGAUGAAUUAAGGUCACUAAUUAGUAAUGAACUCCCCUCAUCUGGUUGUCUAGGUCUUAAUUGAAAGGAAAAACCAAAACCCAGCAAACACUAGGCCCUCCAUGGAAUGAGUUUGACAUCCCUGAUCUAUACACUUCCACCACAUCUAGACUCACUCUAUCUGUCUUUGACAUAAUGAGCAAUGUCGUGGACCUCUCUGUCCCACCAUCAGGAGUUUUACUGUUCAAUAAAGGUGUAGACCUAGCCACUCCCCUGAAUCUGAUUGCGACCAUCUUGGUUCCGCCUUGCCCCCUAUGGUCAGGCCACUGCAGUAUCUCACCACACUUCUUUGUUUAUCUGCAGCGACUUGGAGUUCUCCACAUGGGCCAGAGGAUUGAAGAUCAGGCCGACUUCGAGAAGAUCUACAAAAAUGGUGAACCUCAGCUGAAAUCUGAACACUUUCCUACCCCUGUGCCAGAAUGAGCACAUCAUUCUCUUCCUUAUGAGAUUAUUCCAACACUAUGGUUUAACAUGAUUGAAAUCCUCCCCUUUUUCCACUGACUAAAUCUGUUUUCUCUUUCUUCCACCCCCCCCUCCCCCCAUCUCUCCCUUUCCCUCUCUCACCCCUGCUCUCUGCAGCGUGGGCAGACAAUGCCAAUGCGUGUGCCAAGCAGUACGCCGGCACAGGGGCCUUGAAGACAGACUUCACAAGGUGAGAGAGAGGGGCUCACGUGCUUCUUGCUAAUCUGGUGAUUAGCCAGCUAGGGCACAGGACUGGCUCUCUUCAUAGAAACACACUCCAUUCCAUCAGGAAGUCACUGAGUUCAUCUGGCUGUAGGAGGAUAUUAUGGAUUCGAAUAGAACUUGUCCAUUAUACAAUGACAGAGAACUAGUUGUCUUUCUGCUGGCACAGUACCCAUGCCACUGUCAGUCACACCCCACACACACCCAUGAAGUUAACUAGUUGUCUUUCUGCUGGCACAUUACCCAUCCCACUGUCAGUCACACCCCACACACACCCAUGAAAUUAACUAGAUGUCUUUCUGCUGGCACGGUACCCAUCCCACUGUCAGUCACACCCCACACACCCAUGAAGUUGGCCAUGCAUAAUUGUCUAUGCACUACAUCAAAACAUUGUACUGGUUUUGGUGAUGCAUAUUGAAUGGACUGCUGCCCUUAUCUUAGAACAUGGAGGAUUAGGAUGUUUUGCUAGUGACCUUUGUGAUAACCAGGAUGAAAACUGAGCAAGAGCGUGCUCAGGAAAGGGUGGAGGAUGACGACGAUGAUUAUUUGUAG